Camponotus floridanus (Florida carpenter ant) is the source of this 2211-nucleotide messenger RNA. RefSeq lists its product as uncharacterized. The transcript has a single exon. Gene Ontology annotation, biological process: proteolysis. Bases 1 to 2211 code for a protein of 736 amino acids. Gene Ontology annotation, molecular function: aspartic-type endopeptidase activity. Lineage: Eukaryota; Metazoa; Arthropoda; Insecta; Hymenoptera; Formicidae. The record is from RefSeq and is a predicted model, not a curated record.
AUGAGUAUUACAAGCAGGACUUACCUUUUCUGGCCGAGGAAGCCUACCUGCAGCAAAAGGGCGCUCUCCUGGAACUCCUCCAGGGAUUUAACAAAAGGGAAGCGAAAGCAGCGGCGGGAGUCGACUCCUUGCCAUCCCACCCUCCUCGCACUACGCUGCCGCGGAUCCAGCUGCCGCAUUUCUCAGGGAAGUACGAAGACAGCCUUCAGGGAUCUCUUCAACUCCAUUAUUGAAAGGGAUGCCUCUAUAACGCAAGUAGAAAAAUUGCAUUAUUUGAAAACCUGUUUGAAGGGCGAAGCCGAAUUAUUGAUCCGCGAUCUAUCUACAACGUCCGAGAAUUUUACUAGAGCCUGGGAAACGCUAAGCGCGUACUAUGAAAAUAAGAGACUCCUAGUGCGUGCCUACUUCUCGAAUUUCUUCGCGCUUCAAAAGAUAAAAAACGAAUCGGCAGCGGAAUUACGCAAGGUAUUCCACGGAGUAAAGUCGGUAGUCAGCUCGCUCGAAAGCAUAAAUCGGCCGAUCUCAAGCUGCGAAGAUUUGUUCGUUUACCUCGCGGUCGAGUUGCUCGACACCCGCUCCCGUCGGGAGUGGGAAAACUCCAUUAGUGACUCGGUAGAACCUCCUUCGUACAAGGUUCUCGAACAAUUUCUCGAGCGACGGUUGCACACUCUCGAGUCGAUGUCGCCGGUUAAUAAGGCUGAUCGUACGCCCUCAAAGUCAGAACCGAAGACGACGCGGAGCCAUCACGCGCGAAAGCAGGAGGCGAAGCCGGAGGUACUACGCGGACGGUGUUCUCUAUGUCAAAAAGACCAUUUUGUCAUGUUAUGCGACUCCUACAAGAAGAAAACCGCAUCCGAUCGCAAGCAGCACAUUGAGAACAAUAACUUGUGCAUCAACUGUCUCGGGCGCCACAAGGUGGAAGAUUGCUGCUCGAAAAAAAACUGCACCGCGUGUGGAAAUCGGCACCAUACUUCCUUGCACGACGCGUUCCGGGAAAGCGAUACCGCUACUAGCACGAACGUAGCCCUGCGAAAAACCGGAACUCUCUCCUCCGUUCUUCUGGCAACCGCGCGCGUUCGCGUAGCCGAUCGAUACGGUAAUUGGCACCCCGCUCGUGCCCUACUCGACCAAGGCUCCGAAUCGUCUAUUAUUUCUCAUCGUCUUGUGGGAAAGUUAAAUCUACCGCGCUCUCCGGUAAGGGUCGCCGUGUACGGAGUCGGCGGCCAGAAGACAAGCACAUCGCGGAGUCGAGUCACGCUCACCAUGGCUCCUCGGAGUGAGGGUCCUACGAUCCAACUAACCGCUCUGGUUCUUCCGCGCCAACUCACUGCCUACUCCGGCGCAAGCACGCUCGGCUCCAGGACUUGGCCGCACCUCCAAGGAGUACUACUCGCCGAUCCUGACUACAGUGCUGAGGAUCCAGUAGAUCUCAUCCUAGGCGCCGACGUUUAUGGCGAAAUCCUCUUGCCUGGCCUACGGAAGGGUACUCGUCACGAACCUGUAGUUCAAAACACAAAAUUAGGAUGGAUACUUUCCGGCGCAGCCGAAAGCGGACCUUCCCCCACAACAAUGCGCUCUCACCAAUGUCAAGUGGAUGACGACCUCUCCGCGAUGGUGCGACGCCUGUGGGAACAGGAGGAGCUUCCAUCAGCUACAUCUGCUCUCUCCAAGGCUGAGGUCGAGUGCGAGGACCACUACGUCCGCACUCACUUUCGGAAGCCCGACGGUCGGUAUGUUGUUCGGCUGCCUCUAACAACAUCAAUGCCCAAUCUCUCCGGAACUCAUCGCAUAGCUCUUCGCGCUCUGAAACGAAUGGAAAUUCGCUUCGUUAAGGAUCCCGCCUUCUACUCUCUUUAUCGAGAAUUUAUGCAGCAGUACAUGGAGCUCGACCACAUGCUGCCGGUACAAGCUCCAGCGGACGGCACGACAGUCUGCUAUUUACCUCAUCACGGGGUCCUGCGGGAAUCUAUCGUCACGACCAAGCUCCGCGUAGUCUUUAAUGGCUCCGCGAUCGUGACAACUGGCUCUUCUCUCAAUCAACAUCUUCACUGCGGACCCAACCUGCUGCCGACUUUAGCUGACGUGCUCCGUCCAUCGCUACGGACGUUGAAAAGAUGUACCGGCAGAUCGAAGUCCAUCAUCAAGACAGAGAUCUGCAAAGAAUACUGUGGCGAUCAAGCCCUGAGAAAAACAUCCAGGAGUACCAAUUAA